GGCCAAACGUCACGGUGACGUUGGGAUGAGUCAAUGCAAAAGCAUAAACAAACUCGGCGAUUUCGAUGCAAAAGUGCCCCCGCAGUGCUGUGAAACUCAUUAUUUUCGUUUAUUGCUCCUAAGUUAUCUGUGCGCCUUGUUUGCUCUGUCGUACGGGACUUCUUUCCCUGAAGGAGAACCUUAAUCUGCUGUUAAAAAGUGUCUCCUACGUCGUUGGCGAGAGGGAGAGAUCCUGUGCAGUGACUGAAGACUCAUCAACUCCCCAGUACAAAGAAAGCACAGCCGGAGAAGAACUAAUUUACCCCGAGAGGAAAAAAUGCAAGACAAUCGGCCCGAGCUGUACGAGGAGGUGAAACUCUACCGGCAGGCCCGGGAGCGUGAAAAGUACGAUAACAUGGCGGAUCUGUUUGCCCUCGUUUCUACGCUGCAAAAUCUGGAAAAGGCCUACAUCCGGGACUGCAUUACACCGCAGGAGUAUACGGCUGCCUGCUCGAAGCUGCUGGUGCAGUACAAGGUGGCGUUCAAAAUCGUGCAAGGCGACGAGUUUCCGACGAUCGACACGUUUGUGAAAAAGUUCCGGCUAGACUGUCCGGCGGCACUGGAACGCAUACGGGAGGAUCGUCCCAUUACCAUCCGGGACGAUAAGGGCAACACGAGCAAGUGUAUCGCCGACAUAGUGUCGAUGUUCAUUACGCUCAUGGACAAGCUGCGGCUCGAGAUCCGCGCGAUGGACGAUUUACAGCCCGAGCUGCGCGAUCUGCUGGACACGAUGAAUCGGCUCUCGCUGAUUCCGGACAACUUCGAGGGCAAGGAGAAGGUAUCCAACUGGCUGGCAACGCUGAACACGAUGCAGGCAUCGGACGACCUAACGGAAGCUCAGGUCCGUCAGCUGCUGUUCGAUCUGGAAUCGUCCUAUUCGGCAUUUAACAAUCUGCUGCACACCACAUAAACAUCAGAACCCGCGACGAACCGUAUCUCCAUGGGACUGUAAAUAGGAACAUAAGUCAUUUUGAUUGUAAGAGCGGGGUAGGGUUUAACGAACAAAACCGGACUGGGCUUCGAAGGAAUUUGAAUCAGGUUAAUCUGUGCAUCUAGACGAAAGCAAGAAAAAAGUGUAAGAAAAGGCGGGAGGCGAGCUAAGUAACGAAUGUAGGAAUGCGCAUAUUUUUACUCAAACAAUUAAGAAAUAUAUAUAUAAACUGUUUAACCGAAAGAUGUGGUCGAGUUUUGGUAGCUAACAUCGGUCUGUUGCAUCGAAUAGCACAAUCGUACAGUGCCAAUAGGAGUGGGAAAAGGUUAAUGGUUACAGGAUAAGUUCAGGAAUUAAAACUUUCGCGACGUUACAGGACAGUUGGAAUAGUUGAUAGUUGAGAUAAACAGUAAUAGAGUUGACCGUUGUUUGCUAAUUAUCAUUGCUAGUCACAUUACUCUCAGCACGGAAUUUAUGGAUCAAUUUUGUCCACAUUAAAGUACGGUAACAUUAGCUGAAACUCUUUUUGCACUUGUAGAAUUUUUAUUUUAAAUUUUUUUACCAUUUGACUACAUAUGAAGUAAAAAUUUAUUGAAAAAAUUUUCAUGUAAAGUUUGAACAAAGUUUUGAUACAGACUGUAGCCUCUAUGCAAUAACAAAGCAAAAUCUCUAUUUUUAAAAAAAAUUACAGGGUAUCCCGAAGUAAUUUUACGGUUUCCACUGUUUUUUUUUUUUUUUUUUUUUUUUUUGUUGCGGUUUAUUGAUUUUUGCUUUCUUCACAAAGUUUUCGUACUUUAGAAAACUGGUCAUUAUUAGUGUCGCCUAAAUUCUAAUGUUCCUUCAAUGAUUAAAUUGUUUUACCAAGUGAAAGAAAUUUUCAUAGUUUGUUUAAAAAUAUUCAAAAGUAAUAAACAGACUUGCAACUAUA
Messenger RNA from Anopheles stephensi (Asian malaria mosquito), 1898 nucleotides. RefSeq names its product vacuolar protein sorting-associated protein 28 homolog. The transcript has a single exon. The record is from RefSeq and is a predicted model, not a curated record. Gene Ontology annotation, molecular function: protein-containing complex binding. Gene Ontology annotation, cellular component: ESCRT I complex. Gene Ontology annotation, biological process: protein transport to vacuole involved in ubiquitin-dependent protein catabolic process via the multivesicular body sorting pathway. The coding region runs from base 317 to 949 and encodes 210 amino acids. NCBI's taxonomy places the organism in Eukaryota, Metazoa, Arthropoda, Insecta, Diptera, Culicidae.